Cuscuta campestris is the source of this 1741-nucleotide messenger RNA. The record is from the annotation of a GenBank genome assembly. NCBI's taxonomy places the organism in Eukaryota, Viridiplantae, Streptophyta, Magnoliopsida, Solanales, Convolvulaceae.
GUAAAUAAACGUGUAAUGAUUGUGGCCCCUAAAAGAAAAAUAAAACGAUAGCUCCCACUGGCUUCCGGGCACUUGGACUUCGGGCUAUCUCCAUUCUUUUAGAUUUCUCCAAACGGUCUUCAAAUCUUUUCGUCUUCAAACCACCACGUGAGAAAAGAAUCCUCGGUUGAGGUAAGAGAGAGAAAUAGAUUUACAACAAGAGUUUAAGAGAUAAGGCACGACACGCAGGCCAUUAUGGCUGGACGAAGGACUAGACGUAACACCGCCGCUUCCGCCGAGUCGACGGUGAGGAGUGACCAGCCUGAACAAGGCAUUAUUGUUCCAGUCAACGGGCUGGAAACGGCGUUGAAUAAUGUGGCUAACAGGAUGGCCAACAUUAUGGAGCGCUUAGAUCAGGCUCUCCCUGGCCCAUCUGGCACCCGGAAUGUCCCUGCCGGGCAGCCCCGCCAGGCUUCAGUGCGGCAGAAGCACGGGGAGUCCCUGAAGAACUUCCUCGUCCGAUGGAGGAAAGAAUCCAGGGAGGUUGAAGGAACCGAUGAUAAAUCCAGGUUAGCCAUGUUCACGGCGGCAUUGCAUGAUGGUCUCCUUCAUACCGAUCUCACAACCCAUCCCCCGGAUACCUUUGAGAAAGCAAUGGUACGGGCAGGAAGGUAUGUGACUCUGGAGAAGAGGAAGGAGGAGAAGAAAGAGAAGAUUCCCAAGGAAGAAGAGAAGGCGGGAAACAAGAAGCCUUUCAAAAACAAGAAGCAGGGCUUCCCAGAUGGCCCGAAGGGCACGAGCCCCGGGACCUCGGAGAAGCACAAAUCUGCUAAUCCAGUGUUUACAUUACCGGUGGCUGAGGUCAUGGCCCAUGUUGCACAGCAGGGACUAAUGACAUAUCCAACCUAUUCCCAGAAGGUCUGCAAUGUGGAGGACACUGGGAAAUGGUGCGCUUACCAUCGCAAGAAAGAUCACAACACAGAAGAUUGUUAUACCUUGAAGAAUGAGAUGGCCAGGCUAAUCCAGCGGGGUCAUCUGAAGAAGUUUGUACAAGAUGGGGACGGGGGAAACCCCGGGAAUGCUCAGAACGGAAGGCGGAGAGAAGGGCAGGUGGCCCAAGCCGAGGCCCGGGAGAAACGCCACAUUGGACUCGAGGAUGAAGAGGAAGAUUCAGAACCCGCGCCACACCGACAGAAGAGGCACCAUGGGUGUAAUUACAUCAUUGGUGGGGACAUUGGUGGAGAUUUGGCCACAAGUCGGAAAAAGUGGGCUAGUGCGGCGAUGGUUAAUAAGGUGGCGGCCCCUGCCCAACCGGAAGGUAAGAGGCUGAAAACUGAGCCAAUUCUAUUUUCUAAUGCUAAUCUACCAGAAACGGGGGUCCCCCAUAGGGACGCUUUGGUGAUUACAAUUGAUAUAAUGGACUUGCUUAUCCACAAGACUUUUGUGGAUACGGGAAGUUCCGUUAACAUCAUGUAUAUGGAUACUUACAAGGCUCUGGGUCUGAUGAGAGAUGAGUUAUUACCCAUUAAGACUCCUCUGACCGGGUUCACAGGCGACUCUAUUGAACCGGAGGGGGCACUACAAGAAAAAUAUAGUUUAGCCGCAUUUAAUUUGCCACACUUAACUAAGUGUGGCAAUAAAAUUUAACACUUAAAGAUUCCCCAAAUUUAUAAGAGUUUUUAUACGUAAUUCCAUGUACCCACAUAAUUAAGUGUGCCAAAUGACUUAUAUAUACUUAAUUUAAGAAAGUGCAUUUAACUUA